CCACCGCAGCAGCAGCUGCAGCAGCAGCCGCAGCAGCAGCCGCAACAGCAGCAGCCGCAGCAGCAGCAGCAGCAGCAUGCUGAGGAGAAGGGCUGGGGGGGCCCCCGCAAAUUGCUUUCUCGCUUUAUGGGGAGACCCCAAAAGGAGACAGCAGCAGAAAGAGACUCUGCUGAAAACAAGGCAGCAGCAGCAGCACCAGCACCAGCAGCAGCAGCAGCAGCAGCAAACAGGGGGCCCCCUAGAGAGGGCCCUCACAGUGGUGGGUACCAAGGGGGCCCCCACGAAAGGGCCCCCCGUGGGGGCCCCCUUAGGGACAGAGAAGGGGACAAAGCCAGAGCCAGUUUGCUGUGCAGCGCCAGCAGCAGCAGCAGCAGCAGCAGCAGGAACAGCAACGACUGCAGCAGCAGCAACGACUGCAGCAGCAGAGGCAGCAGCAUAGUAGAGGGGCGUCGCCUGUCCUCGAGCGUAGGCGAAACAGCAGCAGCAGCAGCAGCAGUAGCAGCAGAAGCAGUAGCAGCAGAAGCAGCAGAAGCAGCAGAAGCAGCAGCAGCAACUGAGUUGCACCAAGCCUCCCUAAGCGACGCAGUAGGGGCCCCCUUGGCGGGCCCCUCAGCACCCCUUGGGGGCCCCUCAGUACCCCCUGGGGGCCCCUCAGUACCCCCUGGGGGCCCCCUAAAAGACCCCCCACCCUCGAGGGCGGGGGGCCCCCCUGAGGGGCCCCCCGAGGGGCCUAGUUGGGGGCCCCCCAGGGGGCCCCCAGAGGGGCCCCCCGAGGGGCCCCCAACUAGGGGGACUAGCAAAGGGGACAGCAGCAAAGGGGACAGAAUAAUAUCUCACAACUUUAGGGGCCUUCAAAGGUCAUUAAGUAGUGCUAUGCAGCUGAUGAGGCGCAGCAGCAGCAGCAGCAGCAGCGGCAGCAACAGCAGCAAGGCUGCAGCAGCAGCUGCGAAGCAAACUGAGGGCAGGGGGCCCCCCAGCACUUCUACAGAAGAAGGAACUUUUUCUAAUGAGGCAACUCUGAGAGACCCAGUCUCCUGGCUUGAAGCCUAG
Molecule: messenger RNA, 1050 nt
Organism: Eimeria tenella
Lineage: Eukaryota; Apicomplexa; Conoidasida; Eucoccidiorida; Eimeriidae
Exons: 3
Source: RefSeq, a predicted model, not a curated record